Messenger RNA from Gigantopelta aegis, 4871 nucleotides. Its product is annotated as ATP-binding cassette sub-family B member 7, mitochondrial-like. NCBI's taxonomy places the organism in Eukaryota, Metazoa, Mollusca, Gastropoda, Neomphalida, Peltospiridae. The transcript is spliced from 15 exons. The coding region runs from base 270 to 2429 and encodes 719 amino acids. The record is from RefSeq and is a predicted model, not a curated record. Gene Ontology annotation, molecular function: ATP hydrolysis activity; ATP binding; ABC-type transporter activity. Gene Ontology annotation, cellular component: mitochondrial inner membrane. Gene Ontology annotation, biological process: intracellular iron ion homeostasis; transmembrane transport.
CUGACCUGACCAGUUAGCACGUAAAAUACAAAGAAAGGUUAUUAGUUAUACAUAAUGACUUUUUUUUUUUCUUCUUCUUCUUCUUCUUCUUUUUUUUUUUUGGAUAGUAUAAACAUAUUAUAAAUGUUGGUUCCACGUGCAUGGGAGAUUUCAUACAUUUUAAUGUAGCAACUAUAUUACAAAAUGUUAACAUCAUAACCAAUGGAACUUGAAUUGUUAUCAGGCAACCAUAAAGCCGCGGCACAAUCCAGGGGAGGUAAAUCACUAUAAUGUCCUUACUGCUUUUUCGUAGUGCUACGAUUUCGCCCAACGUUUGUCGAUGUUCAAGGAUUUUAAGACAACAACACAGAUUUUUCGGUGGCUUAAACUCAUGCUGUAGAAAUUUACUAAAACCUCCAUCACAGUUCGUGCCUAGGAGUCAUUUGAAAUACUCUCCUAGAUAUGUGGCACCAAAAUCUUUUCAGAAAGUUUUCAUCACAAGUUCAAAUUUGUUUAGAAAGAUAUUUGCCAGGAAAGUUGGAAAGAGGACAUGUUUCCACCCUGGUGCCACAACACUUUCUCCCAAUGAGCUCGCAAAUGGGGGCAGCGACAUUCGAUCCUGGGAUAUAAUCCGAGCCAUGAUGUCAUACAUCUGGCCAAAGGACAAUAAGGGCAUCAAGAUACGUGUUGUCAUUGCCAUCGGUCUCUUGGUUGGAUCAAAGGUACUUAACGUUCAAGUUCCGUUUGUAUUCAAGUAUUUAGUAGAUUGGUUAAAUGAACCAAACCACUAUCUAAAUUUGGAAAAUGCACCAGCUACCAUAUUGACUGUGGCAACGACCCUGGUUCUAGGGUAUGGACUAGCCAGGGCUGGUUCUGCUGGUCUCAAUGAACUACGCAAUGCUGUGUUUGCCAAGGUUGCCCAGAACUCCAUUCGAAGGGUGGCCAAGAACGUGUUUUUACAUCUGCAUAACAUGGAUCUCAGCUUUCACCUGUCACGGCAAACGGGUGGUCUAUCUAAAGCUAUCGACAGGGGUGUAAGGGGUAUUAAUUUUGUUCUGACUGCUUUGGUGUUUAACAUAGUCCCAACAAUAUUUGAAGUAUCACUUGUCACCAGUAUUAUGUACUACAAAUGUGGAGGCAUGUUUGCCUUGGUUACACUGGGGUGCAUUGGAUCAUAUGCAGCUUUCACAUUGCUGAUAACACAGUGGAGGACAAAAUUCCGAGUGGACAUGAAUAAAGCUGAUAGUGAGGGAGGCAACAUGGCUAUUGAUUCACUCAUUAACUACGAGACUGUCAAGUAUUUCAACAAUGAGAUAUAUGAAGUGAAGAAGUAUGACAACAUACUGAAGAAGUACGAACACGCCUCACUGAAGACCACCACGAGUCUGGCGCUGCUCAACUUCGGUCAGAACGCAAUCUUCAGUGUGGGCUUGACUUCCAUCAUGUUCUUGGCCAGUCAAAAUAUCAUGGCAGGUUCGAUGUCAGUUGGUGAUUUAGUGUUGGUGAAUGGUCUGAUCUUCCAGCUGUCUUUGCCCCUGAAUUUCCUCGGUUCCGUGUAUCGAGAAGUCCGCCAGUCUUUGAUCGACAUGCAGGCCAUGUUUGGUCUCCUGGCACUCGAGUCAGCAAUUAAAACUGAACCUAAUGCACCAGUACUGAGUGUUUCCCCGCAAGAAUCGGUGAUAACGUUCAAAGAUGUGUACUUUGAAUAUGUCCCGGGUCAGAAGAUUCUCAACGGACUGUCUUUCACUGUGCCCUCUGGGAAGAAAGUGGCUAUUGUUGGAGGCAGUGGAUCGGGGAAGUCUACCAUUGUACGUCUGUUGUUUCGGUUUUUUGAUCCGAUGAGGGGAGAAAUCCAGAUCAAUGGUCAAGAUAUUGAGACUGUGGAUCUUGAGAGUUUGAGAAGAGCUAUUGGCGUUGUACCUCAGGACUGUGUGUUGUUUCAUGACACCGUAUACAAUAACAUCCACUACGGAAAUCUGUCUAGCCCUGAGCAACAAGUGUACGAGGCAGCUAAAAUGGCGGAAAUCCAUGACACAAUCAUUCAUCGAUUCCCCAUGCAGUACAACACACAGGUUGGAGAGAGAGGAUUGAAACUUUCGGGUGGAGAGAAGCAGCGGGUGGCUAUUGCUCGAACCAUUCUAAAGAAUCCACCGAUAAUAGUGUAUGAUGAGGCAACAUCCAGUCUGGACAGCAUUACUGAACAGAACAUCAUGGGAGCUCUUGGAAGUGUCACUAAAGGCCGCACAACCAUUGUGAUAGCUCACCGACUUUCGACUGUGGUGGAUGCAGACGAAAUCCUCGUGCUGGAAAACGGAGCUGUAGCAGAACGUGGAACCCAUUCCAGCCUUUUGACCCAAAGUGACAGUCUGUAUUACGAGUUGUGGCACAAACAGAAUUUCUCCACUUUCUCAGAGUUGUCAGAACACAUGGAAGAGGAGAAAGAGAGAUAAAAAAAAACCCAAAACAUUUGUGGGCUAAAGGACUGAAUUAUUGAAUUAUUAUUUUUACCACGACUGCAGUAUGUGAUAUGUAUUUAUUCUUAGGGUAAAAUGAUAAAUGUUGAGACAUAAUCUGUAUUUGUAAUAUAUCUGUGAUGCACUGGAUUAUUUCAACUAAUACAUUAUAUAUAUAUAUGGAUUCAAAGAAGAAAUGAAGAGACGAAAUGCAAGAAAGUCUGUCUAACAUACAUUAACUACUCUGUCUGUGCAUGGCAAGUUUGAAGAGCUGUGCUAAUGAAUUAUUUAAUGCAGAUGUGUAUUUUUUAAAAAGGCAUUUGUAUCUUCUAAACCUUCCCCUGAGAAAUACCUAAUAAUUAUGUCAACUUUAUUGUGAAAAAAUGCAUCAUUUACUAAAAAUAUUAUUGUUCUGAAAAUACUAUCUGCCUCUUGUUAAUCUGUCCCAGCAACCUUUUUCUUUAUUUCUAAAAUUUGGCUUUUAUCUCAUUAAUAGGGCUCGCCCUGGAAUGAAUUUUAGUCAAUUUUCAGACAUGAUGAGUAUUUCCCUAAAAAUUGUUUAAAAUGUGGUUAAUUUAAUGAAUAUUUUAUUAGCCACAGGCUAAAUGUUGUAGCCAUUUUGUAGUAAAAUUAGCAAUUGGCUAAUAUGGCAAUGGACAGGGUGAGCCACAAUUAAAUCCAACUCUAUACGGCCAUCUUUUUUUCUGUUAACUGGAAUACAUUCAAGUUUCAGAGUCUCAUGCAUGGUAUAUCAUGUUAGUUUAAAAUUUCCCAUGUUGAAUAACUAAUCAUGAUCCGAUUUACGAUUGUCAUAAUUAAACAAUAACAAUCUGUGAACAGAGACGAUCCACAUUAAUUUGUAUCUGGUUAUCAUACAUACAGGACUUUUAACCACAUAUUUUGAUAUUGUUAGUUUUAGUAUAACCAAGUAUUGUGUCAUUUUACAUGCAUUAAAGCUACAAUCUCACGGCUACAUCCUAACAAGCAAUUUAGUAAUUUAAGGUUUUUCUUUUCAUAUAUCAUCUUUUCAGUUGUAUGUGGACUUAUUUUUGAAAUAUUACUAGUAUAUUAUACAAACACGGGGCUUUUAGAUCUCACUAAUUUGGAUGCAAAAGAUUUUUUGUCUGUUCUGAGAACAGCAAGCUCUUUUUAGCAUAAUGUUAUUAACAACUGCUGAAUGGUUGUAGAUACUCAGAAAUGUAUUUCACGUUAUAUUAUUCUAAUUCAAGCAUAACAUUUCAGUUUGAUGUAAAAUGUAUCGAGUUCAGUAUGUUUAUAUUUAAUUUGAUCAUGUUUAUGUGGGGUAUAUUUGGGUAUACAGUACUUGUUUUUGGCACACGGUUUAUCAUCUUAAUUAGCCUGUGCCAAAAAGCCCUAAAAUAUCAAUACCAUAAAUUGGACAUCCAUCUCAUUUUAAUUGCAAUUUUAAAAAUAUACUAUUUUGAUCAUAAAUUGUUUAAUUUUUUAUAAUAUUUACUAGAUGUGAAAAUACAAAUGACUAGUUUUAUUAAACUUGUGCACUUUUGCUACCAACAGGUAUUAUCAACAACCUACAGUCACAAAUCUUUGCGCCAUUUUUAACAUUAAAACGGGUUAACAUUUGCAAUAUUUGUAACGGUUAUUAUGGAUGCUACAUGAUAGAUUAAUAAAUUAAGAUUUUUCUCCAUCCAGUUUUCAGGGCUAGCUCUGGGUGAGCAAAAUGUUUCGCCAAAUUGUCUAUUAAACUUCAAAAAUUGCAGAAAUCGUCGGUUACUUUCUAACAAAUUUAAAUUUUUACAUGAAAUUAUUUCGCCAAAUUAAUAUAAAAUUCGCCAACUACUUUCAAAAUUCACAUUUGGCAAAUUUGGCGAGUGCCAGAGCUAGCCCUGAGUUUUGCACCAUGGUAUUCUGUGGUUCAGAAAAUUCACACUGAAAAGUACGUUGGUUUCAUCAGUGUAGUCAGGAUGUUAUAUGGGGGGUCACCCACAUUAUGUAUGAAUUCUGUUAUGGGAUGAUUGGCAAAUAUAGAUAGGGGUGUGUGUGUGAUUGGCCCCAUCCUCCCCACCCCCAAUACACCUGUGGUCAGUUUCAGAAGUGUGUUGUCAGAAUGGAAAGUUUUUUAUCUUCCUAAUGCUUGUAGUAGUUCAAAGUUAAUUUUAUUUCCUAAUAUGUUUUUGUUUUUUCAUCUCUCUCUCUCUCUCUCUCUCUCUAUAUAUAUAUAUAUAUAGAGAGAGAAAGACAGACAGACACACACACAAAAUUAUUGUGAAAAACUCCAGUUUGGGCUACUACAAACAUUAAGAGACCAGAAAUGCACUGAAUCUACAGGUACUGAUGUUCUUGAAACAAAAAAGAAAAAGAAGUUUGACACUAGAGCACAUUGAUUUAUUAAUCAUUGGCUAUUGGAUGUCAAACAUUUGGUAAUUUUAACAUAGUCUUAAAAAGGAAAACCCGCUACAU